AUGGAGACAUGGANUCCGGUACAUCAAUACCAACGAGCCACAGCCAAUCCUUAUGUGACGGCACCGUACGCGAUGAACGGUCAUUUGACAGUGCCGGGUCCAGGCUCACGAUUUGGUUAUGCCCUCUCGGGCCGCGGUGUGACCCCGGCUCCAGUGCCCUUGGCGCAACGUUCGGAACAACGCGCCUCACAACCGGCCGUUUUCAACGGGUUCUCGGGCGAAUCAGCUACCACGAUCAGAGCCAGUCUGAACGGGACAUCGACCAAGAUAGCCGAUGGAAGAUAUUUGGAUGAUGAUGAUGAUGAUGAUGAUGAUGCCGAGACAACCACGAACGGGAUUCACCACCGAAAGUGGGUUGAAUUCGGUCCCACAGACAUGUGA
Messenger RNA from Echinostoma caproni, 381 nucleotides. The record is from the annotation of a GenBank genome assembly. NCBI's taxonomy places the organism in Eukaryota, Metazoa, Platyhelminthes, Trematoda, Plagiorchiida, Echinostomatidae.